Molecule: messenger RNA, 3299 nt
Organism: Cynoglossus semilaevis (tongue sole)
Lineage: Eukaryota; Metazoa; Chordata; Actinopteri; Pleuronectiformes; Cynoglossidae
Product: zinc finger protein 852
Exons: 3
Coding region: 636-2039 (467 amino acids)
Biological process (GO): regulation of gene expression
Cellular component (GO): nucleus
Source: RefSeq, a predicted model, not a curated record
UGUUAAACCACCUCCCGCUUUAAUAUCGACCACCCACGGUUUUAUUUUGACACUUUAACGGUCAGGAAAGCACAUCCCGCCCCGCUUCCUCGUCACCGCCACAGCGCGGCCUAGCCCCGGAACUCCGCUUUGAGAUGAACGAAAUUAAAGUCACUCGCUUUCUACGGCCAAUAUAAUAACUUUAUGGAAAAUUCCAGGCGGUGUACAUCAUCAAAGUGUUUUAUGUGGCAUUCGGCUGUGGUCUUAUUGAGUAAAUCGUAAUAUUGAAGGAUGGGUACAUCUCCUGCAGCCUCCCUCUGCGGAUUCAUCCUGGACCAAUAAUCGAUAUAAAUUUGCCGGGACGUUUAUUUUGUGUUGAUAUUUCAAUUGCACUAUGAACGUUUUGUUUAAUUUAACACGUUUCGAUUGAAAAUGGGCAGAAAUAAAAACGGAUUUAAUGACAUCUCCACCCGUCGCGUCGAAAGAGCUGCGGAAUUAUAGAGACUGUUUGUUCACAAAAAUAGAACAAGGUUUGGUUGGAGCUGCAGCGCCGCCGCGCGCCGUCCAACGACGUUAACGUCCAUAUUUGGAAUCUUCAUUGUGACAGGAAACGUACGUUAAAUAUCGGCCCUUCAACUCCUCCACCUCACCUCAGCAUGGAGGACUCAGAGACAGAGCUGGCAGUGGCAGAGACGGACGCUCUGGGUGCCGAAUUUAUCACUGUGGAGUUGGACACACAACCAAUUGAAUAUGUGGUGAAAUGGGCAGAGGUUGGGUCCAAAUUCACAAUCUCUUGUGUGAAAAAUGACGGGUCGGAGCUGGGGGCUGACGAGCUGAAGAUCGAGGCAGAUGAAGCAUUCUUUGCCCCGUAUGAGGAGGUGUACCCUUGUGAGGUGAUGGAACAGAGUGUGGAGAUUAAGACAGAUUCUGAUGAGUAUGACCCAGAGGAGGAGGAGCAUGAGGUCCUAGUAGAGGCAGGAAGUAGCCAGCUGGACGGCGAGGCUGAUUCUGAUCAGGAUGACUAUGAACCAGAGGAGAGGCAGUAUCGCUGCAAUUACUGUGGGAAGUGCUACAGCCACGCCUCGAGCUUGUAUCGCCAUCAGCAGAUGCACACCGGCAGAAGCAGUGCAACUCCAGCGAAACGGGGUAUGGAGUUAACGCUCCAAGAUGCACGACACACCUGUACCCACUGUGGUAUGAGCUUCAAAGGCAGCAGGAUGCUGGGUAGUCACCUGCGGCUCCAUGGGAAGCGGCGUAUUCACCCAUGUAACAUCUGUGGCAAAGAGUUCAACCACAGCUCUAGCCUGUCGCGCCACCGCCUCAUCCACAAGAAAGGCAAAGAAAUCCCAGUUGACAAUGUCCCUAUUGCCAACAUGGCCACCGUGCACCACACGCUGAAACCUGGCGGUAAGAUCAAAAGAGCAAAAAAGCACCAGCACGUGGCUACAGCAAUCAUUCAGAGUCCGGGCAGCGACAAGUUCUACGCCUGCCCGCAGUGCGACAUGAGCUUUGGAACAUCGACGCAGCUGUCCAAGCACCAAGUGACACACGUGAAAGAGCUACUGGACAACUACACUCCCGAAAAAGAGAACUUGGCAGAAACUUCAUCCGACCUCAAGAUCCGUCUCAAGCUCUGCUCCCGUGACAAGCCUAAUUUCUACACACUUUGUAAAAAGAAUCGCCGCCGCCGUGGGGGCCAUGCUGGCAAACGAUGCAGCGCUCCCUCGGAAGAUGAUGAGAGCAGUGUUGGAGGGAGCACUGGAUACUACGGCUGCAGCCUGUGCGGAAAACGGUUUAGCCACGCCUCUAGCCUGGCCAGGCACCAGCAGACACACAGGGCAGGGAAUAACAGCGGUCGAGCAAAGUCUGGAAUUUCUGCUGCAAAGACCAAGAUCUACACAUGCGCCGCCUGUAACAAGACCUUCAUGCACUCAUCCAGCUUCUCCCGCCACAAGAAGGCGCACAUGGAACAGGAGCAGCGUGCGCUGGCUGCUGCUGCCAAUCAUCAGAAGAUUGUCUUGGAUGAGACUGCACCCCUGGAGUCUGAGGACUCUGACUGAUGUGGUACAGCUCUGUACAUGGUUCAGAACCUGGUCUGACAUGGUUCUGAACUGGUGUCGACUGGUUUGUGACCAAUUCUGGAAGAGUUAUAAAAAUGAAAAACUUACGGAACAGGCAUCAGGUCUCUGUUCCUAGACAUUCAGAUGUUGGGACCUGGACCUGGUCAAUUCUUCUCUGCUUUUGAUAGCAGCAGGAACAUCCAUAUAUGGUCUUGUAUUAGAUGAAAGUCACCAAAAAUGGUCAGAUCCAGUUAUGGUCAUUACUGACCAUUAAGGCCCCUUCUUUCACACUCCAUUUCCCAUCAACCAUCUGCAGACAGAGCUGGGAGCCAUCAGUUUCUGGCCACGCCCUCUGUCGGGCACAGCAUCAUGGGAAAUUUGAAAGUCUAUUCAUGUCAUUUUACUGGAAUUUGGAUUCUGAUGCAGCCACUUGAUUCAUCAGCCUGAUUCUGACCCCUUUUGUCAUCUUAUGUGUUUUUCUUUUUUUUUUCUUUUGUCCCUGCUCAAACUCCUUUGCUCACAUUCGUUUUUGUUCUUCCACACCUCCUGAUUGACUGUAAUUGGCUGGAGUUCUCUUGUAAAACCAAGGAGAUAAUGUAAUUGGUCCUGUGCCCAGGUCAUUGUUAUAUGCAUGAAGACUAUUACUGCAGCUUGUCGGCCAUAACGGAAAUUUUUUUUUCCCCCCCUCAUUUGUCACCCCAGCUGUGUGUGGUUUUAGCGGCAUCGCACAGUGUGCGUUAGUCGUUUGGGAUCUGCACUUAUUUAUAAAUUUGGAACAAUGAUGUAUAUGAAUAUUAAUGGUAUUUAAAUGUAACUUACCAGUAAAAACAAAAUGUCACGAAGGUGGUGCCGUGGGCCAUUGCAACGUUGUUCUUCCACCACCCUCAUUGUUGAACAUCACCAUGGUCUGUUUUAUUGGUUCAUUGAAAAUUUUCGUGGUGAUAUUGCUCUCAUUUGAAGAUAUCACACCAUGUCAUGACACCACCCUCGUUUCUCCACUACAAUAUUGUGUUCAGUUCAGCCCAGUGGUAUUCAAGCUCACCUGUUUAUUUAUGAGGAUUUGUGAGAAGCAGUUGGACUGGGUGGCGUGGCCCAACCGUUGCCUCUCAGCCACCCUUUCAUUGGCUCUUACUGUUGUUUUUGUUUUGUUCUCGGUUCAUCACCUGCAGAUAGAAGCUUGUUCGUCAUCGUGUCGUGUUUGAUUAGGAAAAAAAAUGUUAACCUGUUUUUUUUUUCCAAAUAAAUCCGAGAAAAAACAAA